UGCUGAUUAAAACAGACAGCGGAAUAGAGAGAGCGAGACAAGAGAGAGCAGGAGGGAUACAGAGAGAGAGAGAGAGAGAGAGAGAGAGAAAGGAGGGUGGGAGGAGAGCCGGUAGCAGCAGCACUCAGAGCUGGCAAGGGACUCCAGUCUGAAUGGGCCCAGAUGGUGCUGAAUGGAGCAUGGGCCAGGUUUUAGGGUUCGUCCACUGCAAGGAAUCUGGUUCUAUAUCCACCACGCCUGACUCCACCCCUUCCAGCGCUGAAGGCGGAGAUAAGGAGGAGGAUUUCCCCGAGCUGCAGACGGCUCAGGACUGGUCAGAGGAUGAAGAGGAGGAGGGGGGCGGGGGGGGCAGCUCACUGGUCUGGGGCACCCCUUACCAGAACUCCAGUGAGCUCACCUUCUCCUACAUCACCUUCUCAGAACCUGAGGCCGGUCAAUCACGACGGGACUCUGUGGGGGCGCGACGGAGGCGGAGUCGUCCGGUUGGACUGAGCAGGACUGACACAGCCGAAACCCUCCUCCUCGACACAACCAGGAGCUCUCCGCUGGGGGAGGACUCCUUUGCGCAGUGGGAUCCCGCUUUUUCCUUGGCGGAAGAUUCCAAGACUUGGGAACAGGGUUUAUCCGAGGACCUUCAGGGCGCUCCCGAGCGGAGUUUGCAAUACCAUCUCCAUUUAGGGGUUUCAGAGCCCUUGGGAGAACUGAUGGACAGAAUUCCGGAUGGACAGAUUUCCGAGACGGAGGAUGUCCCUCCCGGAAGUUCAGUAAUCCCAGAGUCGCUGCAGUCCGGCGCUGACCCCUGUGUGACCUCCGAUACCACCACGCUGCCAGGGGCGGGGCAUCAGGACAUCACCUCGCACUCCAUUGGUCUGGACACUCAGGAAGAGCAAAUCAGUGAGCAGUGGCACACAACGUUAACCCAAUCAGAGAGCCCCGAAGGAGGAAUGCUCCUAUCAGUGGUCUCGGACCUCAUCUACUGGAAGGACUCCAAGCAGACAGGAGCUGUGUUCACCGGCCUGGUGGUGGUGCUCAUCUCCCUGUCUCAGCUCAGCAUCAUCAGUGUCAUCUCCAACUUGGCCUUCCUCCUCAUGUGUGUCACUCUGGGUAUGCGGCUCUACACCAAGAUCUUGCAGGUCUUGAACAAGUCUGACGGAACCAGCCCCUUCCAGAAAUACCUGGAUAUGGAUAUCAGCCUUGCUGAGGAACAGACUCAGCACUAUGUCGACAGGGUCAUUUCAAUGGGCACCACUGCCGCCAUUGAGCUGAGGAGACUCACACUUGUUCAGGACUUUAUUGACUCCUUGAAGUUUGCAGUGCUGAUGUAUAUGCUGACCUACAUUGGAGCGGUGUUCAAUGCCCUUACUCUCCUCAUUAUAGCUGUGAUCUCUGCUUUCUGUCUGCCGCUGCUUUACAGACAACACCAGGCACAGAUUGACCAGUAUGUUGAGCAGGUCAGAGCACAUAUCAGUGACAUCCGAGCAAAGAUCCAGGCAAAAAUUCCAAGUGCCAAACCCAAGGAAGAGUGAGUCAGGGUCCCCCGGAAAACUCCAGAACACGCAAAGUCCUCAUUGUCAAUUUUAUAUAACGUAUAGAAAUCUAUUUCUGAUGUCUGUCUUACCCGUUGGGCUUCAGGGAGAGAGGAAUGACAAACAGCAAAGACUCAUACAAAACUUGAAUCCUUUAAAAAGACAUUGGGUGAUCUUGCUUAAUAAUGUUCCCAAGACAUUCUAAACAAAAAUGAAAAACAGCAAAAUAUUAGUCAAAUCAAUAAAACUGCACAGAACACAUCUGAAUAAUAUUCCCUAAUCACUUUGAAAACCUACACAUGCAUACAAGUUUUCAAACAUAUUGUUCGGUGCAUCGUCAUGACAUUUAAUAUAAUGCUACAAAAUGGUAUUAUUUAAUAGACCUAAGGUCUAAAAAUAGGUAUUUCAUGAUUAAACAUAGUAUGUAUUCAAGCAGAAAAAAAACAAACAUGUGAACUGUCCUUUUCUUGUACUAGGCAGAGCGCUCUUUAGCAGAAAUAUUUCCCAUCUUUGAUGCAGCUGGUUGAAUGGUUGAAGACAUUUUAAAGAAAUCGUGCAGAUCUAUGCAAACUAAACUGGCUGCCGGGUUCCGAAAUGCAGUGUAACAGGUCUAAUCUGUGAUAAGCAUGAAUAAAUACAGCCUUGCCCGUGUUUUCAUUAAUAAAAUAUUGUUUGAUAAUCCUGAAAAACUCCUGAUUUUGAAAAACAGUUGUAUAAAUAAUCUAACUUACAUUUAAAGAAAACAACUUCAAAUACCACCCAAUGUCUCUUGAAAUAUAAACCCUGCCUCCAGGUAUAAACCCCGCCCCCUGGUAUAAACCCCUCCUCUAUACAAAAUACCCCUCUCCAAUCUCCACCCAGUGACUACUCAUUCUUCUUCCAUACAAUCACCCCACUAAACGAACCGAAUUUAUGAAUGCGUUUAUUUAUUUAUUUAUUUAUUUAUUAGGUUUGAAAACCCUGGUGGAAUCUUGCUUCUUACCCCUCAUUGUAUACCACUGCAUACUUCUUCUCUCUCAUUCCAGAGAAAUUGGUGAUGAUAAGGAUAAAUAUGGUCAAAGAUUCAGCAGCAAAACCAAUUCUAGACUCUCUCUGUGUUUAAAAAAAAAAAAAAAAAAAAAAACCUACCGUCUGUCUUUACUUACAGUAAUUCCCAUCCGAAUCAAAUAGAUUGAACCUAAGUGUAUUUCCCGCGUAAAACCAAUGCCCCAAGGUUCACAGCAAUGGCAACGCUAUGGAUUUGGAUCCUGUGUUGCCCACUGGAUUAGCAGAAGUGUGUAUUGUGUGGCCAUACCAUUCAUUUCAUUGGUAUUUCAAAGUAUGAGCCCACUAUGGUGUUUUACCAAUAGCAGGUUCAACCCUUUGUAUAGUCUUUUAUGCUGUUGCCAUUGAAGUGGCCCCAAUGGAUAACGACUCUCUACGGAAGCUGUUUCAUGUGCCUCCUCGCCAGUGUAAAAUAUUGGAUUGUUUCAGCUUCGGCUUGUAACGCUGCUGAAAGUCUUAAUAGAGGAUUCAGAUCCAAAUGCCGUUCUUUUUGUAUUGUUAGCAAGUAAAGGAUUACUCUUCAACAACUUGCAAUAAAAGUAGCCAAAAGAA
Messenger RNA from Polyodon spathula (Mississippi paddlefish), 3122 nucleotides. RefSeq names its product reticulon-3-like. The transcript is spliced from 10 exons. NCBI's taxonomy places the organism in Eukaryota, Metazoa, Chordata, Actinopteri, Acipenseriformes, Polyodontidae. Bases 153 to 1526 code for a protein of 457 amino acids. The record is from RefSeq and is a predicted model, not a curated record.